GUUGACAAUGUGUGUAUAUUUAAUUCCUUAAUUUGCCAACGUUUGCCAACUGAAAGCAACAAACAAUACAAAAGAUAGAUUUGCUGAUAACAUUUGCAAGCGUCAAGUAAAAAUGGUUGAACGUGUAUGAAUCACGUGAUUAUUCGAUAUGAAUAAAGUUGGACGUUCUCACCCCGUUGGGGCCGGGUCGGUCAGAAAGUCACGUGGCGAGGUCGUCGAGUCAAAACGCUUGAACGGGUCAAUGGCCCAUAAGGAGGUCAAAAAUGGGAUCGAAGAACAGAAGUUGUCCGCGAAUGAUAAUGAUGAUGACAUCAUCGAGCACUAUCUGAUGAACUCGUUCGAUCAGUCGGCAAUGCGGAAAAUUGCAGACGAUGACGCCAUGCCUCUCGACGUAGAAACCGAGCUUAGGAAAUACAAUCAGCGAGAAACAGACUAUCUCAUGCGCGUAGACGAUUGCCUUACGAAGGACCCCAGUCUGAGGGAGGACCAAGUCAAAUUGAUCCUGCAGUCCUUCUCGGUGCUGGACGAGAACGGAGAUGGGAGGAUCUCCAAGACAGAGAUAGCCCGGGCCUACAGGCUGGCUGGCUUCAACCCAACCAAGCCGGAACUCGAGCAGAUUGUCAAGGAACAUGACGCAAACGAUGACGGUUAUAUUGACUUUGAAGAAUACUUCAAUGUAAUGAGAUCAAAGAUGAUAAAAGUUGACUUCGAAAAAGAUCGCAUGAAAACUGCUUUUAAAGUCCUAGAUGUCAAUAACGACGGCUUUAUCUCGGUGGAGGAGUUAAGGAACGCCUUGUCGAGGACAGGGGAUCAUUUCACCGACAGGGAGAUAGACGAGAUCUUAAGACUCGCCGAUAAAAACAACGAUGGGAGGAUAGACUAUAAUGAGUUUGUCGACGCAGAUCUGUGCAAGUCAGUGUUUUGAACUUUUCAGACCGUGGUGAUUAUUAUAGUGACGUAGACUGCCAACAUAUGACGUGCCGCAACGUGACGUUAAAGACUUUUAAGUCUUUAGACAAUUUUAACAAGUGAAUAAUUUGUUGUAGUAAAGCUUCUUAUUCACUUUGACAAAUUUGAUGUUGUUGGAAUUAAUUCAUUUGUUCUGCUUUUUAAGUUAUUGCUUUGCAUUAUGUAGUGGAUUAAUGAAGUUUAUAAUGUAAACCUGUUAUAACAUAACGCUUAACGAUAUUAAUUGCGUUUUGAUGCUAAAACCGGUUACACGCAUCUCGAUUAAGAAACAUUUUUUUAUUUUGAAUUGCUUUGCGUGUUAAAUAAUAGCUUCAAUUCUGCUGCGUGUUAAUACAAUCAUAAAGUAUUAUCGCGCGUAAUUAAUAAGAGUCGCAUAAGAAAUAUUUUUCCCGUGUGAUAUAGCAUAUGCGCUUCAGAAUAAGUGUUUUCCCGCGGCAUUCAGAUUAUGCGCAUCACAACUAGUCAAUCUCCGUGAUUUGGCAAACGCGUUUCAGAACUAGUGUUGCCCGUUGUGGUUCGGCAAACGCGCAUCAACGCUAGUGUUUUCUGUUGUUAUUUAGUAUACGCGCAUCUAAACUUAUGUUAUCCCACUCAAUUCGGCAAACGCAUAUAAGAACUAGUGUUUUCGGACGUGAUUCGGGAGUGAUACGCGCAUCAUAGCUUUUGUAUUUCUGCGUGAUUCAGUAAAUGCGCAUUAGAACUAUUUAGAAAAUAAAAAUACCUACGAUGAAGCAAACACAAAAAGUAAUCUAACAUAUUCGAAAAUCAUAAAUUCCAAUACGAAUCUAUGUAUGUAUUUUAAGGUUAACAACUACCUUUUUUAGAUUUGUUUAUUGAUAAUUAAAAGAUUGUGUUAUCUAAAGAGAGCUUAAUUAAUAUCAUGUUAGAUUUUUUCAACUUAUACUUACAAUGACUAGACACGAUAUUGUAUUCGUGUAUUCGUAAAUAAAUUCCAUAAGUAUACUAAAAUUUUGCUAGAUUUGCCCUAAAAUCUUUUUAUUUAUUACUAACACUAGUUUGCUGUAAUAUUCGAGCAUAUUACCCUUUCGAAACAACAGCAUUCCUCAUCUGUGGCACAUUUUGUUCUACACGCAUUUACAGAGGGGGUUAUCACGUGAUAGUCAAGAUGGCGACGUCCAUACCGAGACAGUUAUUUUUCGCCGUUUUAUACCCUUUAUUACUUCUGUUUAUUUUUUAAAUGACGCUCACUUUCCAGCCAUAUCAGUAAAAAGGUGAUAAGCGUUUAUUUCGUAUUAAAAUUCGCUUUAUAUCUCGACUUUACUCCCCGCAAGUUUUCUUAGUGGAGCCCUAAUUAGGUCAUCCCGCUAAGAAAUUUCGCACCGAGUAAAGUCGAGAUAUAGAGCGAAUAUUACUAUGAAAUAAAAGCCAGUAACUUUCUUCCUAAUAUGGCUGGAAAGUGAGCGGAAUAAAGAAUAAUAAUGCAAGUAAUACAGGGUAUAAAACGACGAAAAAUACCUGCCUCGGCAUGGACGUCGCCAUCUUGUUUGUCACGUGAUUACCCCCUCUGAUUUAUAUCAUGUGAAAUGCUAUAACGGUAAAACUGUUGAAUUAGGUAGCAUCCUUCUAACUAGUAUGCCAUUUUAUCUUAAACUUAUGUACAUAUUUCAUUACUGUAUCCGUUUAAUAAAUACACCUUUAAGAUUCACGUUGA
This is a messenger RNA of Dreissena polymorpha, 2641 nucleotides long. RefSeq lists its product as uncharacterized. Lineage: Eukaryota; Metazoa; Mollusca; Bivalvia; Myida; Dreissenidae. Gene Ontology annotation, cellular component: cytoplasm. The record is from RefSeq and is a predicted model, not a curated record. The transcript is spliced from 7 exons. Gene Ontology annotation, molecular function: calcium ion binding. Bases 149 to 925 code for a protein of 258 amino acids.